This is a messenger RNA of Oryzias latipes (Japanese medaka), 1562 nucleotides long. RefSeq names its product aurora kinase B (gene aurkb). The record is from RefSeq and is marked validated. Gene Ontology annotation, biological process: protein phosphorylation. Gene Ontology annotation, molecular function: ATP binding; protein kinase activity. NCBI's taxonomy places the organism in Eukaryota, Metazoa, Chordata, Actinopteri, Beloniformes, Adrianichthyidae.
GUCCCAACCAGGAUUUUGAAACGUUGGCGGCCUAGGAAGUUAACAACGAGAGGAAUAGUCUCCACCUUUCGUUGUCAAUAGGAAUAUAUUUCUUCGAAAUGCAGAACAAGGAGAAUCAUGAACCCAAGGGCCCUCAUAGACCGUUUGCAACCCCGAGCAUGGUGACUGGACCUCAGCGUGUUUUGGCAAAGCCCCGAGCUGAACUGAAUAAAAGCACAGUCACAGGUCCAGGCAGAGAAUGUGUUGGCACCUCAUCUGUUUCUCCGCCUAAGAAGAUUUCCAUUGACGACUUCGACAUUGGCCGGCCUCUUGGAAAGGGCAAGUUUGGCAAUGUCUACCUUGCGAGGGUAAAGAAGCUGCAAGCCAUUGUGGCGCUGAAGGUGCUGUUCAAGUCUCAGAUGGAGAAAGAAGGUGUGGAGCAUCAGCUGAGGAGGGAAAUCGAGAUCCAAGCCCAUCUCAAGCACCCUAACAUUCUGCGCUUCUACAAUUACUUCCAUGACCGCAAGAGGGUGUUCUUGGUGCUGGAGUAUGCCCCUCGUGGUGAAAUGUACAAAGAACUACAGAAAUAUCAACGGUUUGAUGACCAGCGCACGGCCACUUACAUGGAGGAAAUAUCUGAUGCAUUGUUGUACUGCCAUGAGAAGAAAGUGAUUCAUCGUGACAUCAAGCCAGAGAAUCUACUCCUUGGCUAUCGUGGAGAGCUCAAAAUAGCAGAUUUUGGUUGGUCUGUCCACGCUCCCUCUUUAAGACGGCGAACUAUGUGCGGGACACUGGACUACCUUCCUCCAGAGAUGAUCGAGGGACACACCCACAGUGAGAAGGUGGAUCUCUGGUGCAUCGGAGUCCUCUGCUUUGAAUGCUUGGUCGGAAAUCCACCGUUUGAAACUGCCAGUCAUACGGACACAUACAAAAGGAUUAUGAAGGUGGAUUUAAACUUCCCAAAGGUCGUCUCUGAUGGUGCCCGGGACCUGAUCUCCAAACUUCUUCGUCACAAUCCCAACGAUCGUCUGCCCCUUCAGAAGGUUAUGGACCACCCGUGGGUGCGCACAAACUCUCACAGGCUCCUCCCACCUACCUGCCCCUCCAAGAAAUGUUGAGACUGCCUAGCAACUGACUGACUCCUGUCUUUGUAUAUUUUAUCUGUCCCCCACUAGACUGCGGGUCAGCAUAGGUUUCACUGCCACGGCUUCACACUGCCAUUAUAUUGGCAUAUUUUAUGGCUGCUCUUUCAUAUUGUCAGUUUUUUUGUUUUGUUUUUUAGGUUAAAUAAAUAAAUGAAACAUAAUGUGUCUUCAAAUUGAUGGAAAACUAGGGUUUCUACAACACUGUUUAUUCCAAUUCUUGUGUCCAUUUACACACUUUUAAAGUUAAUUAUUGUCACUUUGUGACUUUUUCUUAUGUUGGAAACAUUUUUUAAAUGUUAAUGUUGAAUUUCUCAGUUUUCAUUGGUGCUCUCACCAAAAUACUGCUGUGCUGAAAAUUUGUGUAUAAUCUUAUUCUGGAGUUUUUGGUUGGAAAGCAUUCUUUUUAUCUGUAAUCUUCAAUAAAAACAUUAUCCUUUG